This is a messenger RNA of Ostertagia ostertagi, 474 nucleotides long. Lineage: Eukaryota; Metazoa; Nematoda; Chromadorea; Rhabditida; Trichostrongylidae. The record is from the annotation of a GenBank genome assembly.
AUGAGUCUAAGGCAAAAUAUAUGGAUUUCAACAGAAAAAACCCUGAUAAUUGGUUAUGACGUUGCUCAUCCUGGGACACGUGAUGAACUCAUGAACAAGAUGCCGCUACAGAAGCCAAGUGUUGUUGGGUUCUCAUCCAGUGUGGCUGUAUUCAUUGGCGACUACCACUACCAGACACCACGCGGCGAGCAGGUUAUUGAGGACGAAUUCAAAGCCAUAAAGCAGGCCUGCGGAAUUCGGAAGACUUCACGGGAGAAACUCAUGGGUUCCGAGAUUCACAGUGUGAAGGCAUCAGUGCCUGGUACUGUGAUGGGAAUGGACGUUGUGCAGAAUGACCUCACAGAGUUUUAUAUGCAGAGCCAUCAUCCUGUGCAGAAAGAGUUUGGCACCUCGAGCGAAAGCAGAGAACCGUUACGAGAACACGAAAAAAGAGCUGAAGCGGCAUUACCAGCUGUGCCGUCCCCAAAUAAGUAA